AUGCCCAGGAGCGGCAGGGGCAAAGGCCUGUCUACGACACAGGACCCGCUCCUCACUGCCACGCGCUGGCAGCCCCACGCUCGCCCGCACCCUCCUCCCCCACCACCUCCACCGACCUCAUCUGCUCCGGCCAACCCUCGGCCGCCAAAGCACCAACGCCGCAAGGGACACGCUCAGCACCACUCGCCGACAUCGUGGCAACCCGUCCACCUGCACCACUUCAGCCCGACCGCCGCCGAGUGGCUCCCCCUCCACCUCGACCCCGCCGACCCGUUCGACCUCACCUCGACAGCCGCCACCUCGCUCGACCCGAAGCCCGACUCGUCGGCCAAGGUCGUCGUCCUCACGUACAACACGUGGUCGUCGUCGCCGUCGCACACCUCGGCCCAAUCGCGCGCCAUCCUCGACCUCGUGCGCACCUCGCGCUCCGACCUCGUCGUCCUCCAGGAGGUCACCUCGACCUUCUUCCGCCUCCUGUCGCACGAGCCAUGGCUCCGCGAGUGGGUCGUCUCGACCCCGGACGACUUUUGGCGCGUCGCGGGCACGGGCGCCAAGAAGCGCGGCAAGGAGGGCGACGACGAGGCGUGCGUCGUCCUCGUUCGGCGGGCGCUCGUCGGGCGAGGGACCGAGGUCAAGAUGGCGAGGCUCGACAGGGCGAGAGACGAGGGCGGGAGGGCCGCCAUUGCGGUCAAGCUGUGCUCUCGAGGGGUCGAGCAGAUCCGGCUCGUCACGUCGCACUUCUCGCCCUUGCCUGACAACGCCUCAUUGCGCUUGCGGCAGUACAAGGCCUGCCUGUCCUUCCUCUCCUCCGCCCCGGCCUCCUCCACUUCGUCCUCGUCCUCGUCACGACCUCCUCGCCCUCCCAUCCGCCUCCUCGUCGGCGACUUCAACACCUCGUCGGCCGCCGAGCUCGCCCCCUUCUCGUCACCGCCGCACUCGCUCACCGACGCGUGCCCGUCGGCUCCUCCCCCUCGCGCGCCAGCGUCGGCGCACGACGCCUCGUUCGCGAGCCCGCCGACGUUCGGACACCUGUACCCGCUCGUGACGGUGCACUCGCGCAAGGCGCGCAAGGCGAGGCGCAUCGACCGCGUCUACUUUUCGGGCGGCCCGGGCGCAGGAGGAGGAGGAGCCGCCGGGUCGGGCUCUCGGUCGGCGGCGGCGGCGUCGAGCGGCGGCGGUGCGAGGGUGCGGGUCGUGCGGUACGAGCACCUCGGCGGCGAGAGGGCGGUCGAGGGGAGGGACCGCACGGGGAGGGACGGCAAGGUGUGGGCCAGCGACCAUGAGGCGGUUCGGGUCGAGUUGGAGUGGGGAGGGUGAGCGGGUGCUCCUGCGACGCUGCUGGCCUGCG
Messenger RNA from Rhodotorula graminis WP1, 1348 nucleotides. RefSeq lists its product as uncharacterized. The transcript is spliced from 2 exons. Lineage: Eukaryota; Fungi; Basidiomycota; Microbotryomycetes; Sporidiobolales; Sporidiobolaceae. The record is from RefSeq and is a predicted model, not a curated record. The coding region runs from base 1 to 1317 and encodes 438 amino acids. Gene Ontology annotation, molecular function: 5'-tyrosyl-DNA phosphodiesterase activity; single-stranded DNA binding. Gene Ontology annotation, cellular component: PML body; cytoplasm. Gene Ontology annotation, biological process: double-strand break repair.